Messenger RNA from Cololabis saira (Pacific saury), 1593 nucleotides. It is a transcript of the gene srsf9, whose product is annotated as serine and arginine rich splicing factor 9. Bases 372 to 1112 code for a protein of 246 amino acids. Gene Ontology annotation, molecular function: mRNA binding. The transcript is spliced from 5 exons. Gene Ontology annotation, cellular component: ribonucleoprotein complex; cytoplasm; nucleus. The record is from RefSeq and is a predicted model, not a curated record. Lineage: Eukaryota; Metazoa; Chordata; Actinopteri; Beloniformes; Belonidae.
UAAAGAAGAAGAAAAAGCAGAUCGCUUGGUUGCUAACACGGAAGCAGCGCGGCGUGAAAACCUCGUAGCAUUACAUCUACAAAAACCAUAUUAUUUGCUUCUUGAGGUUUUAGGAUUGGAUCCAGAGUCCUGUUCCCCUUUUUUUUUUUUUUUUUUAAUCACCAUUUACUACCACUACUAUCAAGCCUGCAUCCCAUGGUUUAUAGAUUUGUAUCUGUCUAAAAUAAAGGAAUUGGCGGUGGACGGACUAAUUUUUGGGACUAGGAAUAGGAUAUGGACCACUUCCACUGCUAUUUGUGAAAGCCAGAGGUGAUCUUUAAAGUCUGCAGCUGCCCCCCAUUCUGUGUCAGCAGAGCCACUCCUCUUCCAACAUGUCUGACGGCCGUAUCUAUGUGGGAAAUCUUCCAGUGGAUAUCCAGGAGAGAGACAUUGAGGAUCUCUUCUUCAAAUAUGGAAAAAUUCGUGAAAUUGAAUUGAAGAAUAAUAGAGGCACCAUCCCUUUUGCAUUCAUCCGAUUUGAAGACCCACGGGAUGCAGAUGAUGCCGUCUAUGGAAGGAAUGGAUAUGGAUAUGGGAACUCCAAGCUGCGUGUGGAGUACCCCAGAUCCACCUCCGGUAAGCCUGGUCCAAUGGGAGGAGGAGGUGGAGGAGCACCAAGAGGACGGUUUGGACCCCCAACUAGAAGAUCUGAAUUCCGGGUCAUAGUGACUGGGCUACCCCCAACCGGGAGCUGGCAGGAUCUGAAGGACCACAUGCGAGAAGCAGGAGAUGUUUGUUUCGCAGAUGUUCAGCGAGAUGGAGAAGGCGUGGUUGAAUUCCUCCGCAGGGAGGACAUGGAGUAUGCACUGCGUAGAUUGGAUCGGACAGAGUUCCGUUCACAUCAAGGCGAGACCUCUUACAUCCGUGUCUUUGAGGAGAGAGGGGCUUCCAGCUGGGGCCAGUCACGCUCUCGUUCCAGAUCCAGAGGUCGCUAUUCUCCACCUUUCUUUAACAGAGGAUCUUCUCCUCCUCCUCGCUACCAGUCGCCUCCACGCCAUGCCAUGUCACGUCAUAGCCCACCUCCCAGGAGGCACCCUCCACAGCAUAGCCCACCACCACGUCAUUACCGAUAAAAAGGCUAAUGAUACAUUUACAGAGGAGUUGGAGGAAAUAUUUUGUAAUUCUGCAUUUUUAACCUCAAUCUUCAGGCCUCCUUGUAGGACACAUGGUAAUUUGUUGUUGUGUACAUUCCGUGAUUGGGAAACCCUAAACAGCUUGCUCCCACAGCCUUAAAGAGGCCUUUUUCAAUUUUUUUUUUAACGUUAUUAUAAUUCUGAUUUGUAUCACCAUCUUACCUUCUUUUUUUUUUUAAAGAUUUCUUGGCUAUACAAUACACAUUUGUGUAGGUUUUAGUAUUUGCCAGUCUAAGAAGCUGUGAAAAUAGCCAGCAGUGUAAUACCAGUUAGUCUUUUAACUGAGCCUUGUGUUGUUUUUUGGGAAGGUUUUUGUCCCUUAAUGUGUGGACAUUACUUCAAGGUGGCCUGAAGGUGGAAUAUAAUGUGUAUGCUUAUAAUGUUCAUUUUUCUUUGCCAAUAAAGUGUAAAAUUUUAAAAA